Molecule: messenger RNA, 1714 nt
Organism: Cornus florida
Lineage: Eukaryota; Viridiplantae; Streptophyta; Magnoliopsida; Cornales; Cornaceae
Product: pentatricopeptide repeat-containing protein At2g20710, mitochondrial-like
Exons: 2
Coding region: 66-1535 (489 amino acids)
Cellular component (GO): mitochondrion
Molecular function (GO): protein binding
Source: RefSeq, a predicted model, not a curated record
UCGUCGGACAAACGCUUCCCUAUUCUUGUAACCUUAUUAGACCUCUCUCCUGUCCGUGACUGGCGAUGAGUCUUCUUCUGUCGCGCUUUUCUUCGAACAUAUGGUGCGCUUGUUAUGGUGUACCUAGAGCUUUUAGGGUUCUCUUAUACUCUACCCAAACCCUAAUCUCCUCAUCUUCGAAGGACACUCUGUACGAGAGGAUUUUAACUGCUGGAGAGCAUAGGGGAUCAAUCGUCCCGGUCCUCGAUCAGUGGGUUGAAGAAGGACGAACCUUCAACGAAUAUGAUCUCAAAAUCAAAAUUAAGCUCCUCAGAAAUUACAAACGCUUCUCUCAUGCUCUUCAGUUAUCUGAAUGGCUGAGGAACAAAAGGUACCUUCACCUAUCGUCACCCGGUGAUGUUGCUGUUCAGUUGGAUUUGGUCUCAAAAGUUCAUGGCUUGGAAGAGGCAGAGAAGUACUUUAGUAACAUCCCAGACGGUUUGAGAACCUACCAUGUUUACAGUGCUCUUUUAAAUUGCUAUGCAUACGUGAAGUCAGUGCAGAAAGCAGAGACGAUCAUGCAGAAAAUGAGGGAGUUGGGGUUUCUGAAAAUAUCACUGCCUUACAAUGUUAUGAUGGACCUCUAUGCCAAGAUGGGAAAGCGCGAGAAAUUAGAUGCCCUCUUUCAAGAAAUGGAAGAGAGGGGAAUGGUUCAUGACAAAGCCACAUCCUAUAUUCGGUUAAAUUCAUUUGUAACUGCUUCUGACAUAGAGGGAAUGGAGAAGCUUCUUAUGAAGAUUGAAUCCGAUCCUCUGUUCACCCUGCAUUGGAAUACUUAUGUCAUUGCAGCAACUGGUUACUUGAAAGCUGGCCGUGUAGAAAAAACUUUGGAAAUGCUGAAGAAAUCCGAGCAACUCUGUGUCUGUGAUGGUAAAAGAAGACGCUUUGCUUAUGGAAUUCUCCUUACAAUUUAUGCUAGUCUGGCUAGAAAAGAUGAGGUGUAUCGCCUAUGGUAUUUGCUCAAGAAAAUGGGGAAAGUAAACAAUAAGGGCUAUUUUCGUAUGAUAAGCUCAUUAGUCAAAUUGGAUGACAUUGAUGGAGCUGAGACAAUCUUUGAGGAGUGGGAAUCUCAGUGCUCGUCCUUUGAUUUUCAAAUUCCAAACUUGCUGAUCAACGUUUAUAGCAAGAAAGGGCUUUUGGAGAAGGCUGAAGCAUUCGUAAAAAGGGCUGUAGAGAGAGGAGGGAAGGAGCCUCCGGCCGGAACAUGGGAUCAUCUGGCAACUGGAUACUAUAAAGAUAAUCAGAUGGCAAAGGCAGUGGAGAACAUGAAGAAAGCAAUCUCGGCCAAUCCAUGCGGAUGGAAACUAAACCGUGUUACUUUGAAGGCAUGCCUAGAAUUCUUGGAAAAGAAUGGGCACGUGGAAGCAAUAGAGGAGUUCACAAGAUUACUUGGUGAACAUGGUCAUUUCUCAUAUUUGCCUGGAGAAAAUGAUAUCAAAGAAAAUUCUGCUAGGUUAAAAUAUUUAAAUAAGUUUUCAAAACUUCUUAGCCGUUAAAUUGUGAGGUGUGAAAAAUUAUGUAAGGGUGAUCAUCUCUCUGUGAGCGUGCACAUAGAUGAACUUGCACGUAGGGAGGCUGUAAAGGCUUUAGGACAGUGCAAUAUAAUGCGCUUCUCCAUUAUACAAGCCAGAAGCUUUUGUAUUCUUUACUUUAUAUUCAGUAUUAAUUUUAUAUA